This is a messenger RNA of Acanthosepion pharaonis, 1716 nucleotides long. NCBI's taxonomy places the organism in Eukaryota, Metazoa, Mollusca, Cephalopoda, Sepiida, Sepiidae. The record is from the annotation of a GenBank genome assembly.
AUGUUGAAGGAAUUACGCAAUUUCAUAAUCGGGUUCAUCUUUUUGUGUUCUAUCCUCUACCAUCAAGGUUUUUUACUAGCUGCUUCUCAAUCCUCAAUAAGUCGUCGAGUUAACAAUCACCAGGGUUUACCUACGCAUGGUAAAUGCGAACCCAUCACAAUUCCUCUCUGCAAAGGGAUUCAAUAUAACAUGACCAUCUUACCGAAUAUUCUCAACCAUCAAAAACAGGACGAUGCCGGCUUGGAGGUGCAUCAGUUUUAUCCAUUAGUAAAAGUGGAGUGUAGUCCCUACCUCCGAUUCUUUCUCUGUUCCAUGUAUGCACCCGUGUGUACCCUGCUGGAUCAUGCAAUCCCUCCGUGUCAACAGAUGUGUCAGCAAGCCCGAGAAGGCUGCGAAAAACUCAUGAACCGAUUCGGCUUUGAAUGGCCAGAAUCGCUGCGAUGUGAAAAAUUUCCACGGUCGGGUCUGUGCGUCGGGGAGAACAUCACAGAUCCGACUCCACCGCCCACCCCCCACGACCGCUACAACCGUCCCACCCAAGCGCGCCCGGUCGGCCGUGACUACUUUCAACCCAACACCAAUUCGAGUGGCUUCCAUUGCCCUGUGGAGUUUCGCGUCCCCAAAACCCUCGACUACCGCCUUAAAGUUGGUGAUUCGCUGGAAAGAGACUGCGGUGCACCUUGUAAUGACAUGUUCUUCACACCAGACAAACGUGAUUUUGCUCGCAUGUGGAUCGGAAUCUGUUCGGCUGUGUGCAUGGCGUCCACUCUUUUCACAGUGCUUACUUUUUUAAUCGACAUGACCCGGUUUCGUUACCCUGAACGUCCCAUCAUCUUUCUGUCCGGUUGUUAUUUCAUGGUUGCCUUGGCUUAUGUCGUGGGAUUUGCGCUUCGUGAUAGCGUUGCCUGUAAUCGACCGUUCGAUCCUCCUAUUCACAACCUCCAGUCGGAUAAAAUGGUUUCGAUCAUUACCCAGGGCACUAAGAAAGAAGGCUGUACUAUACUUUUUAUGAUGCUCUAUUUUUUCAGUAUGGCUAGCUCAAUAUGGUGGGUCAUCUUAACGUUAACAUGGUUUCUCGCCGCUGGUAUGAAAUGGGGCCACGAAGCCAUCGAGGCAAAUUCACAGUAUUUCCAUUUGGCCGCUUGGGCUGUACCGGCUAUAAAAACCAUCGCAAUCCUUGCUAUGGGUCAGGUGGACGGCGAUGUUCUUAGUGGAGUUUGUUUUACCGGAAUCUUUGAUGUCGACGCUCUCAGAGGCUUUGUGUUGGCGCCCCUUGUGGUCUACCUCAUCAUUGGCACCACUUUCCUGCUAGCCGGGUUCGUGUCGCUAUUCCGCAUACGGACUAUCAUGAAAAGUGACGGCACCAAAACUGAUAAACUGGAGAAGUUGAUGGUUAGAAUUGGUAUUUUCUCCGUUCUUUACACUGUGCCAGCUACCAUCGUGAUUGCUUGUCUAUUCUACGAACAGUCGUUCCGCGAUCAGUGGAUGGUAUCAUGGCAUUCCCGAGUUUGCAUCACCUACUUCUUUCCUUGCCCUCACACGGGUGACCCCACGCGACCCUGGCCGGAUUUCACCGUUUUCAUGAUAAAGUAUCUAAUGACUAUUAUCGUCGGCAUCACUUCAGGCGUUUGGAUAUGGACUGGUAAAACGCUUAAUUCGUGGAAACGUUUUUACUGUAGGUUUUUCAUGCCUCGAAAUCAGUCAGCCGUGGUUUGA